AUCCUUGAUAUUAUUAUUAUGUUUGUACCAUUUAACUGUAGUGACUGACAUUCGGAUAAAAUAUCAUUUUGGGCUUUAUAUUUUAAACUGAUGGCUGAUAUGCUGCAGCGGAAUUUGAAAAUAGGUUUUUUUCAUACAGAUUUGAGCGCCCACCCGGAGUAAGACGGGAACAACGUCAGGAUGGAGGAAUUUUCCGGAGUGCCGAAAGCCGCUUCAUGGAACCUCACGGACAUAAACAAAUACGUGGACUUCACGGUGGACAGCAGCUUUGCCUUCCUCAUGUUCUCCCUGCUGUCGGCGAUCGUGUGGGUCGUCUACAUCACUUACUACAACUCCCGCGUGGUUGGCUACUUCGUGACGCGCCUCCUCAACAGGUUGUUCAUACGGACGGGCUACGUGCAAGUCGGCUCACUUACAUGCAAUGUGCUGUCGGGCAAGAUCAUGUUUCGAAGCAUUGUGUACAUCACGCAUGAUUUCACAGUGCGAAUACAGGAUGGAUGGCUUAUUUUUCGCUGGUGGAGAUCCUACGUGCCAAGAGAUGUAUCGGAAGAUCUGUCUCACUCUGAUACGCGGCUGUCCGUGAUGGUGAAUGGUUUCGAACUACACGUUUACAACCGGAGCGAGAUGUACGCCAAAUUGGAGUCACUGUUUGGUCUGGACCCCCAGGUGUUCCCACGAACAGACGACCAAGCUGCUAAUGAAAACGGAAGUUUGGAAGAAGGCAUGCCGGUUGUUGGAACGUCAUCAAAGCAGCAGCAAGGAGGCCAGAUCGCUGCGAUACUGAGUCACAACUGGCGGGAUCUCAUUCCAGUCAUCAAAGUAGAUGUGACAACUGGCCACGUUGUGUUUGGGAAUCGCCUCGUGCCAACCACGCUCUCGGUAAAUGUGGAGGAGGCACACUUUGUGUACUCCACCAAGCCUGCAGCAUCCAGACUGGACCACUUCAUGCACUUCAUCAAGUGUAAGGCGGAGAACUUCAAGGUGAUUUUAGCCCCUAGCCCGAAGUACACUGGAAUGAUAGAUGAUCCUCCACGGUACAUGGGGGAAGGAUUCGUGAUACUCUCAUCUAAUAACAUGGAACUCUACUACUACAUGGAUGAAGCAGGAGUUGUACCGGAGGAGCCGUUAAUGUUGCAGCUGGCCAAUGGGGACAUUGUGGAAUCAGCGCCUCCAAUUUGGGGUGUGGACAUAAAGUGUGGGAAAGGAACGGAUUUCAGCUACGGACCUUGGGCAGACCGUCAAAGAGAACACCUGUUCAAGUUUUUUUUACCCAACGACUAUCAACCACUUCAGGUCACCAAAGUUUCGCAACCAGGGGAGAAGAGACGUGCUCAGUCGUUUGACAUUCGUUUGAGUACUUUGAAUGAGGCUACUGUCGACCUACUCUUCUCAAAAAACAAGGAAACGAAUGCAGUGCAUAUAAAUGUGGGACCAGGCUCGUACCUUGAAGUCACAAUGCCCUGGGUUGUUCAAAGUGAUGGUUACACUACAAAAAUAACUGGACAGUUGUUGCAUCUAGAGGCUACCACUAGUCUGCAAUAUCGCAGCUUGGUGGAGAGUGAGACAAUGGAGUUCACCAUCAAGUGCCACUACCCCAUAAGAUGGAACGACCAUCAAGAGUGGUUGCUCAACUUGACGGGCUGUAAGGCGACAGUCAACCUCAUUUAUGCUCACAAAUGGUUCUUUCAAGAUAUGAUAAAUGAUUGGGCUAGCAAGGCACAUCCGGAUUUGCUACACUUCGUCCCGUACACUUGGAAGCUGACUCUCCUGCUGAAGGAGUUUGAAAUCAUAACACUUUGCAAUGAGUUCAAUUGGAUUGAUUGCUCCUCUCAGAACCAAGAAAACGCACACAUGGCAUUUUGUGGAGAGUUGUUUGAUCUUUCAUUUGAUUUGCCAUUCAAAGAUUUCCUGCCGGUAACUAUCCCUCUCCACUUUUGGAUCCAGGGUGAAAGCGUUGACCUCGCACUGUAUUUACCAGAAGUGUCGUCCAGCCACUGCAUCUUGUUGGCGCUGGACCUCAGUGCCAAAGUAUUGGGACGUAAUGGAAACGUGAAACCCAAAGGAGCCGUUCAGAGGAAAUGGAGAAACGUAUGCCAAAGAAGCAGCGGCUGGGUGGACUGCUGGGCGGUACCCAUCGUGGCCCUGUGCAUCAACUACACGUACCACCCGGCUCCGCCCCUCGGCCCGCCGCCCCAGGCGAACAUCACCACCCCGGAGAAGGAGGAGAUCCUGCUCUCCCCGAUCAGGAUCCCUCGCUGCCGCAAGUCCCCGGCCAUCCACUGGGCCCAGGAUGGUUCACAGAAAUUUGACCCAACUACUAUGGCUCCAGAUAAAGUGAAUGUUGAUUUGGAAAUUGGACCUUCAGAGUUGUUGUUGUAUGGUUCACUGUUGCGUGGAUUCCUGAAUUUGAAGGAGAACAUAUUUGGCGAGUACCAGUCGUUCACGGACAUGCAGCAGAGCAGUGCUGCCACUUCCCCCACGACGAGCGCGGGUGCGGACAUAGUCGGUCCCGGGGGGGACGCUGGGUCGGACGACGGCGACCCGGGCAAGGCGAAGAUGUUCGACCCGAGGCAGUAUCGACCCUUCGAGGUGACUGUGUCCAUCACGAUGCAUGACAUACACGCCCAUCUCGUCAAGAAUUGCAACGAAGAGGAUCCACCGUGCCCUGUCGUCAUCCUGGAAAGAUUUGGUUUUGAAAUGAAAAAGGAGUAUCGUGAGACACAGCUACAGUUGCUGCUGUCGCCCGCCACCCUUCUUAUUUCCGACAGCUUUGCUCGCUCCAGCAAGGACGCUCACCUCGCACAGGGUCACCUCAUGCUCUCCGGACUGCAGGUGCGUGGACACGCCAUGUUCAGCGAUGAAGGUCGCACAUUAGAUCAAGAGACAGUUGAAUACGCAUGGCUUGUUGAGAUCCAGUUGGGAAAAUUGAGUGGGAAACUUACUGCAUCUCAGCUGCACCACCUGGUGACCGGCCUGGAAACGUUCCUGCUGCUGGCACGGGACGCUGAGAACAACCUGCGGCCACCCCGCCUGUCCCGGGUGUGCCACCACGGCCUCCCUCCCCUGGAGUGCGCCCGCUCGGACGUGGAGAGCAGGCAGCACUGCCCCGCCGGCGACGACCUCAAGUACCGCAUGACGCGGCUGGCCGUCGAUGCGCUGGACUUGUACCUCGUGGAGCACGGCACCGCCGUCCAGAUGUGGGCCUCUCCAGUUCGGGUGGCAACGUGCAACCUCCACGGCCACUAUGUCAGGUCAGGGGUCACCGGUGUCCUGCCAGCCAUCCAGGUCCGGCAGUUCGUCACAUCCGGAGGCAACUUCAACAACCACAGCAACACCAACACUGCAAGCAGCGGCCGGUCACAUGCCAAGAGGCAGGACGGCCAGGAGGUGUGGCUGGAGGUGGGGUCUGUGUCCGUGGGCCCGCUGACAGCGGAGGCAGCUGUGUCGAUACCAGCUCCCGAGGAAAAUCUCCACACUGUGCAGCACAGCUAUCUGAGAAUGCACGACAAGGCCUCCAAGCGUCUCUGGUUCCUGUGGGUGGGAGAGGAUAGCACAGUCAAGCAGGUGAACACGUGUGGCUGCAUCGGAGGCUGCGUCUUCUUCGGCAACAAUCACAAUGGCCUCAAGUUUUUCAAGCCCAGCCAGCAAGAUGUCAAAGAUGGCGUCAAUAUGGCGGCUUUCAGGAUUAAUGAGCCGGGAAAAGACCCAGGCUUUGGCCAGAGUAUCUUGCACAAAGGUCAACUGGUCUUCCACACACCGCCGUACGACUCGCAUGACAUACUUUUACAGGAGCCAUUGUCUGGCUGGGACAAGACAGCACAUGGUGGUAAUGUUAAGGUAGUGACUCCGGUUGAAGCUCUCGGCCCAGAGGCGACAGUGAUGGACAGCCACAGACAGAUGAGCAGCACUGCGUCUCCGAGUUCUGUGAGCAGUCGCGGAUCUCGCCGGCACCUGGGACGCAGGUUCUCAUACACUUCAGCCGGAAACAGGGUGUCCAGUGGCAACGUGUGGGAUGUUCCGUACGCACCUCUUGUAGACAACAGUCCCACGAACUUGCUGCCUCCGAAACUAGACAGUGACUCAAAGCUGAAUUCAGAGUGUGGCAAGUCGAUCCUGAACGUGCCUGAAUCGGAACCGUUGUCAAAGAGCAGUAUAUCUGACUCAAAACUUGCAGUGGACUACUUCACAAGUGCAGUGAAACAACAGCCUCCCGCUUCAACUGAAGGCAACAUGGAACCGCAGGUCGCAGCUCCCCCGAGCGCCAGCGGCGAGGUGACAGCGUCCGACUCGCAUCACUCCUUGGCCGUAGCUCCGAGCAGAGAAGAUGCCAUCAGCAAGGAGGUCCAGCGGACAGUGUCCAUGAGCAGCGAGAACCACUCCGAGGCGUUCUACUCGGCCGACGAGGAGGUCAGUCCCGGGGGCACGACGGCCAGCCGGACCUCGUCGCUCCGCCACUCCGGCGCUGCCGGCGGCAUGGCGGCCUCGCCCUUCGUGCGUGAGGGCUAUGCACCGGGGAAGAAAUUCUCGAGUGAGCUGAGUAUCGUGCCAAGCAGCUCGGUGCAUAUGGUACCUCUGAGCCACACUUUGUCCACGGGAGCGGCUAAUGUAGAGCUCAGGUCACGCCUCUCCAGUCACCGCAGCGACCACGAGAUACACACCCAGGAAUAUCGCAAAAAUGAGCUGAUACGGGCAUCGAAUGUGGACUUGAGCCCCGUGGAGCCAGCAGAAUGCAUGUUCCAGUGCACAGAGAACACGUUGCUGGACUCGUCCGACUCUCGCUCGGUGUCCAGCACGUCCUUCAUUUCGGCCAUGUCGUCGCAGGAGGACAUCACGCUGGUGAACCUGCAUAUGCAGAUCAACAAGCCGAUCAUCGACUCCCCGUUGCUCAUGUCCAGCUACGUCACUCACCUGUCCCAGGUUGGCUGCAGCAACUGGACUCGGUCUUCAUUUCCAACAGGAUGUGAUGCCUUUACUACAUCGCUUUUUCAGAGAAUUGAUAAUGGCAGCCUUGUGUACAUUGGUGGGAAAUAUUCCCCUCGUUUCCAGACUCUGUCUGAAGGUUUCACGUCAUUUAAGAUGAUUGGUCGUAAUACGGAGCAGCGAAGCUCUCCGCCUACAAGCGGCAAGACACAGACUUUUCCGUAUGCUUGGGACCCAAAUGUAUUGAUUAACUCUGAACCUAAGGAACUGGAGACAGACAGCGAAAGAGAACUUUUACUCUUACAGAAUGACUUAGGAACAAGAACUACUGUUGUUAUCAAAUUGAAGGGUGACAUGGAUGUAAUGGUCACACCUCUUGUUUUAGAAUCUUUGCAGAGGUUCAUAGACGCGGUGACGCCGUCGCUGGCCACCCAGCACCCGCACAGCAUGCUGAACCGCCUACACGCAGAGUGCCUGGCCAGGGUGGAGGGAGCCAACAUCCUGAAGAGGGACCGGUCGCUGUCCUACCUCAGCCAGCUGCAGGCGGGCAGCAAGAGGAGCACCGCCGAGAGGGACCUGCGGGGAGCCCCCCUGCACUCCGGCGUGUACGAGGAGUCCGUCUGCACCCAGACCCAGGGCACCGUCAUCCUGCCCAAGAUUAACAUAACUGUUUUACAAGCUUCUGUUGUGGAAGAAAUUAUUUCAUUUUCUGCUCUGGACAACAUUAGAGACCUGACGUGUGUGUCCUUGUUGGCAAUAUGUUUUGAAAAUAUCACGACUUCAUUUCACUUCAGGAAACAGGCUCGAGAAGUUGUGCAAACAUUCCAUCGCCCAGCAGUCCUGCCGAGCGGCCACAAGAAAUCCAGCGGUGGCAUCAAGAUAGGAGGCAAACCGUUUGUUUUGGGGCACCAGUCGACGACAAUCACCCCCACCCUCGGGGGUGAGCCAGUGUACAUCGAGACAUCAGAGAAGCAGCAGGAAGAAAUUCUGGUCACACUUAACGUUGGAAAUAUUCAUACCCAGCUCAGGAGGUUACGAAAUGAGAGCUCGAUCUUGAAGGAUGCGGUCAUAACUGCAAUCCCCGCACAGUACUCGAGGGUUCUGUUCACGUGUGCCAGGGUGAUGUCACCGAUGCGAGCGGUAGACUACUACUUCCAGCAGCCCUCCUCUGCCGGCACAAGUGGAAAUGGAGGUCGGCACUCAAGCAGCUCGCAAGGAGUGGAUGAACAAAACAACGACGACAAGUUGGGCUUUAUUAUGUUUGAAUGUGGUCUGGAAGGUGUAUCGAUUCGAGUGGUGAAACGAUCACAGUUUGACAAAGAUGAUGAUGAAACCCAGAGGGAUACUCAGACUGAUAAUAAAAAUACUGUGACAUUGAAAGAUGAUGUUGAAGUAAUGGAGAAACAACAACAGACAUCAGCUACUGGAGGUCCUUCAGUUCAAGGAGAAAGCAACAUGUCAUCUUCGGCGGGUCCCAAGACAUCCAAAACACCUCCAGAAGGUGGCAGUGUUCCGGAAACAGGCUCUAAUUGUUUGGAGGCAUUCAAAGCUACCAAAGAUAACACCUCAUCGUGUGUGAUAGAGUUUAAAACAGUGUGGUUCAACUUCGCUGCUCCUCCGAGAGCUCCGAUAACCAGGAAGAUUGACUUCACUCGGCUUGACUGGAACCUGCUGAGCACCGCUUCGCCUGCCAUCAACGCUUGGAUGAACCCUAGCAAUCGCUUUGCCAUCCGCGUGGUCCACAUGGUUCGAUGUGUGUACCGUCGCUCCACGGCCAUCGUGGCUUGCCUCAUGGCUGAAGCUCUGGAUGAGCAUAGCGUCCAUUUGCCUAUAAGGAGUCGUUACGGCCGGUUCACUCCUCUCGCCAAGACACUUCAAGAGGACCCAUCCUGUCAGUUGUGCUGCAUCUUGCGCAAGUACAUGCUUCAGACGGAUCUGGGGGUGAUCGAAGCCUACCUGAAGGAGAACGAGUUGCCAUUGCUUUCCACGCUUCGUCAGGGCAUUAUUGUGCUGAGUCGUCAGUGGAAGUUUGUUGUGUACACACCUUUGCUGUUAGACCACAACUACAAAAGCAAGCACAUCAAACCCCUGAAUGUUACUUUCACUGCACCUGAACUAGAUGAGGAGAAUGUGUUGACGGAUGGGGAGGGUUCGGGCGAGGAAUGCGAGGUGACGGAUGAGUGUGCCAUGCUGUUAAACACGCACGGCAGUUCGCUUCACAAGGGGCACAAAGACAAAGCACAAGAGAAAAGUGGCCCACCGCCCAAGGGGGAGGAGGCUCUGUCGCCACCCGUCAACUCCCCCCAAGGGGAUCAGCAGGUGACCCCGCCGCCCGGCAUCGUGGUCAGCUCCGGAGGCGCGGACAGCCUCUUCAAUUCGCCGUCGCCCCCCUCGGCACGGCAGCCCGGUGGCCGCGGGAAGAAGAAGAAGUCGCUGCCCCCCUCGCACCCCCCUUCCUCGUCGAGGGCCAGCAUCGUGUUUCCUAUCAUGGGGGUCAACCCCUUCCAGGGGGCGGCGGGUCAGCGCAAGUUUGACAUUGAUCGCCUGAUAGGCUACGGGCCCUUGAAGGAGGAGCACAGCUGCGGCACGGGGCCCCGCCAGCUGGGCUCGAACCCCAGUCUGUACUCUGGCGGGCACGGCAGCCAGCACUCGGUGACCAGCCAGGAGAACAACCACGCGGCGGCGGCGGGGGGCGGCACCGGCCCGGGCAGCGGCGACGACCUCUACAGCUGGAUGGCCAAGCAGCAGGACUUCGUGAAGACUGCCGACGGCAGGCACCAGGCUCGGGCCCACGUCGGCGCGGCGGAUUCAAAAUUGAACACCAUGACCACAGAGGACACGCUCGAGGAAACCGAGUACCUGGCGAAUGCCAAAGGUGGUUUCAACCUGUACCCCAUGCACGACUCACUGCGGCUGCUGGAUGCCCACCUGAUAUUCGAGCCGCUUCUCUCGUGCCUGGGCGUGAUGCCGCGGCAGAUGAUCAGCAAGCUGAGUGGCGUCUCGUCAGGCCACGGAGGUGCUAAUCCAUCGACUUUCGACACGUGGGGGUCAAACCUGACCCUGGUUGGUGGCAUCGAAACUUUGAGGAUUGACAUAGUCGUGAGUGAGCACGGCAGGUUUGUUGACAAGAAGAAAGGGAAAGCAGGGGCUGUUGGCACUGCAAACAAAAAUAUGAAGAAUGCAGGAGAUAAAUUCUAUCUUGAUAUCCCACAAGAAACACCGGCAUUUUUGUGUGAGAAAAUGAGUGUGGAACUAGAUCUGAAGAAGAUGGCUGACAUGACUGUGGAUGAAAUGAUUCAGAAGCAGAAUAUACUGUACAUUUCUCGUGGCCAGUUGAAGAAGCAUACCAGCUCAGUGAUAAACAUCAGUCUGAAUGUACGCUACAUUUCACAGCAGGUAAACAUGCCGUUGCUUCGCCUUCUCCACCAGAUCAGUAACAUGUACCAGAAUGCCAAGGAAACUCAAAUGGAGCUCAAAGAGCAGGAGCCGGAAGGCAAGCAAGGCACAGCAGCCGGAGAAUGCAAGGAUCAUAAAAACGGAUCAUCCUCCACAUCUGAUCUGCAGGAGCAAGCAUCAGUAAGUGAUGAAAAGUUGAAAGAACCUUUCACUCAUCAGGGUUUUAAUUUGCCCAUGUCCUUAAGUCAGCAGAAAAUGAUAUCCCCAUCUUCGUCACUACGCUCUCGGCCUCAGAGCUUUGCCCAAAAAUUACGUUCUACAAGCAAAAGUGUUAAAGGCUACAUGAACUUGAACGAGGGUAUCACCACGCCCAUGUUCGCCAUGAGCCCCUCGGGGUCGGGCCUGGAUCACGUGGCCGCGGGGGCAGAGAGGUGCAAGGACCACGCCCACUUGCAGCCCCGCUGCUGGAGGACCGUGUACUAUCUGCUGGACCUGUACGCCAUCAUGCCGGAGACCAAGACCAUCACACACAGGUUUUCCGUAACGCCGGACGUAGCUGCCUCGUCCAAAACCAGCAGAAAACCUGAUGUGUCCGGCGACUCGAAGGUGGCAGAGGACGUGGAGAAGGGCAACGGCAGUCCAGUGGGGAAACCACAGCCAUCGAAGAUAAACGUCCCAAGGGAGUCCUUCAGAGAAGUCAACGUGGUGACAGGGGAGCGGACGCGCCUGGUCCUGUUCGGAGUGGCGCGCAUCCACCGGACGCGCCUGCUGGCCACGCUGAGCGGCCUCAAGCUGGAGGCAGAGAUCACCAGCCUGCACUCGAGCCUCACCUGCCGCAAGAAGUCGCGCCCCGCCAGCAUGGAGUGCUCGCUCACCGGCCAGGUGGGGCGCACCAUGAUCGUGCUCCUGGAGGGCGUGGCGCCCAGCCAGCAGACUGUUGUUAAAGUGACAUUCGGCAAGUCGCAGACUCUGUACUCCAGCAUAUCUCGCCGUUCGAAAGACAAGAACUCUGGGUUCCUGACAAUAGGUGCUGUGAACAUAGACAUCCCUCAGCACCCGGUGGCGCUGCACGGCAUGAUGACUCGCGGCAGCAAGCAGCUGUCUUCCACUCUGCAGGAACUGCGAACGUCGCGUGCCCCGAGCCGCAUGUGCCGGGGAGCCGUCCCGGAAGAGGUCGACUCGGGAACGCAGCAUUCACCCCGGCACUUCCAAUUCUCGCAGACGUCCGUGGGUGGCCUGCCCCGGCCUCAGGUCGAGACAAGCCUCCUGCAGCCACUGGUCAUGCAGUUCUCCAUCAUCCUGCAGAGCCUGAGCAUCACCGCGGCCCUCCUGCCGUCGCUGCAGGCCCAGUACAAGAUGGACCAAGUGAACAGCACGGGCGUCACAGGCGGCAAGGCCAAGUUCACCAUCGACCUGCCGCAGCACUCGCUGAGCUUCACCACCAAGCUGCAGGUCAUCGAGGCAAACCUACCUUCAGAAGCCAGCAUUGAGUUGCCAAAAGUACACGUCUCUGCAGAGUACAUUCAGGAUGGUAAUAAUGCUAUUGAAGCACAGUUUGCAGACGGAGUUGUUUUGCGGCAAGGCAGUUACUUGAGUGCAGUAGCAGACAUUGGCGUUUUCGAACAUUCACUGACCACAGACUUGCUGAACCAUCUGGUUUUUGUACAGAAAGUUUUCAUGAAGGAAGUGAAUGAAGUAGUACAGAAAGUGUACGGCGGUGAGAAACCAGUGCCUCUAUGGCUGGAAGGGAAUGAAGACUCCUCAGUUUCAUCCCUGAAAAGAAUUUUGUUUUCAUUAGUCAUCAGAAUAAAGAGGAUCCAGCUGACAGCGACCACGCCCACGAACUCUGCGGUGCGGCUGGAGACGGGAGCAGUGGAGUUCCAGCUGUCGAACAGAGUGCAGAACGUGUCCGGCUCCACCCAGCCCAACCCCUACAUGAAGAUAUUCGGGAAGGCACAGGUGGACAUCAACCUGAGCCUCGGCCAGCUCCUCAAGAACGUCAUGUUCGAGGAGGCGGAGCCAGAGUUCCAGCAGUACGCCUUCUUCAAGACUAGAAUAGGUCUGCGUAAUGCAUUCCAAGAUGAAAUGGUUGAAGGUGAAGAUAAGGAAAUGGUGUUGAUUACAUUGUGCCGUCCCCUUGUGUAUGUUCAACCAAUGGCGGUUGAUAAAGCCAUAUUAGUGUGGUUGAACUAUAAGAAUGCUUAUGAAUACUGGAAUGAACAGCGUUCCAGUCUCAACAAAGAAGUACUUACAGCUACACAACAGGUUUUUGAAAAAGUUCCGUUUGGUCAGCUAACCAGCCAGUUGAGCUCACCUCACCUCGGAAUGCUGUUUCUUCAGUUGACAGUAGAUGAUUUGGGAAUCUGUUUGCCACUGAAUCCUUUGCCACCGGCAUCGUGGGGGAUGAGCCGGCAGUUGUACGACCUGGAGAGCCACGGGGCCGUGGUGGUGACCUUGGAGAGCACCAGCAUCUCCGCCUGCAGCUCCGGCUCGCUGGUCAGCAAGGGCCGCUUCGUGGGGCUGUGCCUGCGGUUCGCCGACGACUUCGAAACCAGCCUGGACGACUGGAAGCCGGACAUGAGCGACAGCAGCAUCAUGAACCUGUGCGUCGUGUCGGAAGGCACCUACGAGGUCUGCAGCCGCACCAUCGCCCAGAAGCAAGGGGCCGCGGAAAACGCCAAGUGGAUCUUGAACGUGCAGUGGCAAAUGGAAGGCGUGGACAUCCACUUGGAUGUGAACGUGGGGAAGCAGCUGUCGGCCUUGGGCCACACGCUCACCAUGCUGACUGGCUCCCAGGAGGACGAGGAGCCUCUCAUCCACGCCGACUACGACAGCGACGAGGCGGACCACCUGGACGGAAACGCUCCUUCCCUGGAAAGCAUAAGCGUAAGGCGGUCUCGUAACCUCACAGAUAGUCUCCCUGCAUUUGUGUUUGACCCAAAUUUGGAUGCGAAGAAACGCUCAAAACUGAUAGAGAAGGAAAUGAAUGAGCAGGCGAAGAUAAUCAAUGACCUUCGUUCGCUGGGGGCCUCCCAUGGCACCAUCGAACAGGAGAUGAAGAGACUUCAAGAGCUGGAAGCAAUGGUGUUCAAGGAUUUCCGCAGGGACAUGAUCCAGAAGUUACGGAGACAGAGCGUUAAAGCAUCUUCCAUCAAAGGGAAGUUUGGGUUAGGCUCCAAGUCCAGCACUUAUCGUUCCCGCUCCUUCAUUGUGCCGUCACCGACGCCCGAGCACCACAUUGAGAUGGAGAGUCCAGAUGUAGCCGGUGGAGCAAGCCUCAACUCAAACGGUACCUCCGGGAGUUUCGAGAGCUCGCCUCGAUCGGGACCGUCACGCUCUGCCUCUCUUCGAGUGCGUGGGCUGGGCCCACGAGUCACUUUCAGCGACACACACAACAUCUGCAGCAGGCAGUCGUCGCUACCGAGCGCAGGGUCUGAUCUGAGCCUCCCAGAAGGCGACCUUGACUGGCCGGAACACAUUGACAUCGACGGAGAGAAGGUUGAGCUACGAAGAAAGUCGUCAACCUACUCUACUGCAAGCUAUGAUUAUGUGGACGGCAGUUGCAAGGAACAAGGUGCAACCAGCCCUGCAUCGUACGCAGCGCCGUUCCAGAAGCCUCAGGAACCGAGCAUUGACUUUGAGCUGGAUGUGAAGGUGUUCAUCAACAGUGGCAAGUGUGUCCUUCAUACGAAAGAUCCGUCCAGAGACGAUGAGCUGAAGCUGAUGAGCCGCAUGAAGAAGGAGAGAAGUUGUUCGGGGGGAAUGUUUGACUUCCCUCCUCCGAGUCCCAACAUGAACCGUCGCAAUAAAGACAACAAGUAUGGGUUCCCGUCGAGCUCACGGCUGCGGUACCUGCACGGGACUGUAUCGCAGCUGGUGGAUCUCACGAUAUUCCACAUCCCCGGCCUGGACGUUAAGGUCCAUUACGAGUCCAAAAUUCUGCAUAAAGAACUGCCGCGCCUGCCGAAUGAUUCAACGGCUUCGGCCAGGAAAAGCGGAACAAAAAAGGCAAGCUUGUUUGCGUGGAUGACGCUUCAGACCAUCCCAGAGGAAACUAUCAUCAGCCCACAUAUCUUGGAGUUCCUUGAGCAGACUUUGGAGCCUCUACCAUCCAACCUUCAGCAGGCAAAGAGUGCUUUUGCGUCCGCAGGGCCCGUAAACACCAUGUUCGCCAUGGACCAAGACUCUUCGUGGGUGUCGGCUGCCAACACUAGCAACUACGUGUACGCCUCCUUCCCCGUCGACGUCAUAGUGUACUUCCACAUGCAGCCGUCCACGUUCCGCUUCUCCUGCCUGCCGGUGUCGCGGGUGGAGUGCAUGCUGCAGCUCCCGUCCCUGGAUAUCGUUUUUUCAUCCAAAAGAGCGGAAGAGGAAUUGAACAGUGAGUUCAGCGAGUUAAAAAUGUCACAAUCUCCCCGUUCAUCAAGUCAAGAUUCUUAUUCGUCUCGAUUUGAGAUACCGUCAUCAGCAGUUGGAGGGUUGAGCGUAACAGGCUGUCUGGCUGAUUUCUCUGUGUACAUCUUUCAUCCGUACGGAGGUGGCAAGAAGACAGGUUUGAAGGAAGCCCAGUGGUCUCCCCUGGCAGACAGCGAGAGGAAAGACUCUCUGAGCGUCAACGUUGAGUUUGUGAAGUUCCACUUGUCUCGUAGCCGCAAGCUGAACUUCCAGUUGGAUCAGCAGCUCCCCUGUAAAGGACUGAAGAACUCAGAUCAGAGUCAAGCUGUUAUACGUUUCUCUACCAUAAUUGACGUGGGGAGUGCGUCCUUCAAGUACGACAUGCGUCGCCUGACGGAGAUCCUGGCGUUCCCCAAGGCGUGGUACCGCCGCAGCAUAGUGCGCCGGUUGUUCCUGGGUGACCUCACCAUCCACCCGACGUGCAGCGAGGGCGAGGAGUCCUCUCCGUCCAGCGUGGAAGAGGACGUCCUGGCCUCGCAGUCCCUGGGCCGGGACAGCAGUGGCAGGCAUGUCGUAGAUGGUUCAGGGUUGUCUCGAUCUGCUCCAACGGCAGAUAAAAGCCCCUUGCUGUCCACCAGGGAAAGGUUGCGACUGAGCUUGGAGAACGACAUUGCACGCCAUUCAAAGUUCCAAGACACCGGCAAAAUGACAAGCAAGGAUGACACUCCAAGUCCAUUGGACCAGAAAUCCAGCUCGGCCUGGGAGACAUUGGUGCUGUUUGCAGUGAACUUUACCAAGUUGAAUGUGCAUAUGAACAUGGGAAAUGUGAUGGGCAAUGUAAUGUGGCUGACGAAGGACUUCAGAUCAGAAGGCCGCUUGUCUAUUGGUAGCACUGGCCACAAGAACAUGUACGUCGGGAUUGGCCUCGGGGGUUCCAGCCUGGAUGCCAAAGGUGGCAUUGUAGGUGGCGCCAUCGAGCUUAGCAAGAUUGAUACUUACAUACACAUCCGAGAGGACCCAGGAACGGAGCCGGACCACACUGUGGGGCUCAAGCUGUUUGCGCUGGAGCUGCGCUUGGACUACAUGGGCACAGGCGUGCUCAUGUCCCGCGUCAGCGCUCUUUCCGUGUCGCUGCGCGACGAGUGGAAAAUUCAUCGCGCCAGCAAACCCUCCGAUGCGUUCAUUCCUACCAGAAGACCAGCGAUGAUCUUCAUGCACGGAGAUCUCGGCUGGGACCAACUGCAGCUGAUGAUCUCGAAGUCCACCACCGCAGACCUGCUGAAGAUGUUCUACAAGCUGGACGAGUUCUUCUCCCAGCAGUUCAAGAGCAGCAAGCGCGUGUUCUCCAGCCUGCAGCCUCGACCGCACCCCCGCUCCAGCAGCUUCAAGAAGAAGCACCAGACACACAGCAGGAAGAAAGUUGUCAGCGAAGGGCUGCGUCCGGCGUGGACCGGCUCGGUGACGAGCGACGCCCGCCACCACCGCCACUGGCAGCGCGUGCUCUCCCUGGUGGCAGGGGUUCACCUCUCCACCCUCAGCUUCCCGCUGCCUGUGUCGGGCACCGUGCUGGGGGGCACCAUGGAGCUGCACGGCAACAACAUCUCCCUCGCCUGCUUCCACGGCAUCAACUUCAAGUCCAAGUCGUGGGCGCUCUUCUCCCUCAAGGAGCCCUGCAUCUCCUUUGCCACCGAGGCACAGGAGGUUCCCUCCGGCGAAGUGACCACCCGGCAGGACGUGCACGUGGUGCAGACGCUGACGUUCAGCCUGGGCAUGAUGGCGGACCACCCGCACGCCCAGCACCACAGCAUGGCCACCGUGUGCCGCAUCAGCCGCAACGUGCUGUUCCCCCCGCAGUUCCGCACCCUGCAGGAGUGGUUCUACUACGCCUUCUCCAACAGCGAGAUGGACGCUGUGGAUAGGUUCCCAAGCCUGGAGCGCGAGAAGAUGGAAAAUUCAGAGCAGCAGAGAUCGCGCAGCAGUAGCAGUUCCAAACUGCAAGACCCGAAUCACACCCGAGAAGUUAUCUUUGCUCUGCCGUCUCUUCAGCUUCACCUCAAGACUGAGCACCUGCAGACGGCGAGGACGCCCGAAGUCACGGCAAACAAGCCUACUGUAGAAUGCAGUUUUAUCACCGAGUUUGAAGAUCAUAUCUUCGUAACUGUUGAUGCUGAAGCAUUCUUUUUCCUUCAUGAUCUCAUCACAUCUUAUGUUAAAGAAAAGGAAAGAGUGAUAACGUCAUCAGUUAGUGGACUGCGCACUCACAGCCCAGAUAACGAACGGCGUGGUAGGGAAUUUCUCGCUGCUAACGGCAGCGAAGAUGAAAGAAAGCGCAAAGCUUUUGACCCUGCGGAAAUUUUCACGAAAGACUGGAGGAACUACCAUUGCAAGACGUGGCAUUUGGAACCAACUGUCAGGCUCCUGUCGUGGGCGGGCAAGAGCAUCGAGCCGUACGGAGUGGACUACAUCCUGCAGAAGCUGGGGUUCUCGCACGCCCGCACCACCAUCCCAAAGUGGGUGCAGCGCGGCUUCAUGGACCCGCUCGACAAGGUCCUGGCCUUGCUGAUGCUGCGCAUGAUCGCGGUCGUGCGCGAGGAGCCCGGCGCCGAUGACGUCGCGUAGUCGUUUGUUUCCGCCCGCUCCGCACCAGCGUUGCGUCGUGCAGGGGGAGCCAAACAAUUCCAAAUACUUUCAGAGAAAGUUCAUUUCGAUGAGAUGCUCAUUUCGUGAAAUUACGGCACUUUUUGUUGUGUUCUUACUUCAAAUUUAAAGGCAGCCAAAGUUUUUUUUUUUUUUUUAUUGAGAAUGUUAUGUAUGAUCUAAGUUUUCAUAGUGGUGGAAUGGUUCACUUCCCAAUUUCACUGUUCCUUAAUUAAUAUCCUAUUUUCUAAGAAUAUAUAAUUAUUUCGUAAUGACAUUUUUCUCUGUUCAAUUAUAAUAGGGAAUUGAGGAAGAUAAAUUUACAUACACCAAAUUGUAAUAUUUCACCUAAAUUCAAAAUGAAAUUAAGAUGCUCUUUUUUACCUGCCAUUUUUUUUUUCUUAUUCAAAAUAUUUUGUAGGAAUAUUUCAAAUAUUUCAAACUAUAGAAGUAUAGUUUUAUUCACAACCCAGUUGUAAGAACACAGGAUUAACUUAUAGUGAGUGAUCACUAUGCAAUAAGUCAGACAAAGGCCUUAAUAAUGAAUAUUUGCCUGAAAAUUUUACGUGUAGCAGAUAAUGUGUUGAAUAUAUAUCUGGCUCAAAAAUUAAAAAAAAGUAAUUAGCUAUUUUGUGAAGGAAAAUUUUCUUAAUAAUCGCUAUCAAAUACAUGAUGGAUGAUUAUGUAGUUUGUGCUAGACCCAUGUGACAGUUUGAACUGAUGUUUGUGUUGGUGCUAUGAUGAUCAAAUUUAAUGUUUUUCCAUAUCAUGUUCAUGAUGAUUUGAAUGGCUUUAUUUUCCAAUCUGAUCUCUGCUUAUGAUUCUUAGGUUAGUGUACUGAAUGAGUCAGAAUAUUUACACGAUUUGUUUGUGGGACAGUCUUGGAGACAACUUUUUUUUUCCUGGUUAACCUUUUGAUCUAUAACUGUGUCUUCAGUUGGCUUACCCGAAUCAGAUUAUGAAAGAUAUCAAUAAACUUUUUUCUAAAAUGAUAUUCUUAAAGUAUGUUAUGAUGCUACUACUACUGUUUUUGUAAAAUAAUCUUACUUUGGCUUUAGGUAAAACAGCAUAAAUAAUAUUAAUAAUAAUAAUAUAAAUGUGAUAAUUGAUAAAUGUACACACCCUGGGUGUUUAGUGUUGGGUGCCUGAUAUUUGCUGCUAAUUUCUUGACAGUUAUCCAAAAACCACAAAUAUUUAGUGUGCGAGGGUUCAACGCUCUUAACUUUCCAAUGACAAACGAAAGUUGUAUUUGUGAAAGAGAACUGAUUUCAUUAUAUGAUAAAAUAAAACAGACACUGACAAAGGUUGUUGCAGCUAGAGUCCAGUAAACAAAAUAACAAUAGCGUAACAAUCUGUGGUGAACUCUCUGACGACAGUUCAUUAUCUUCACAGUUUAAACUCAGGAUUUUUGAGAAAAAAUAUUUAAAUUUAUUUUAAAAUAAAUGUUUGUUAUGAAAAUUACUUAAUUCCAGACUAGUUCAAUUCAGUGUUAUAUGGGAGGCUGACUCCCAGACCUCUAUUCUUGAGAAGUUCCGUGCGUGAAUAUAUAGUUUUUAUUUUAUAAUAAAAGAAUUUACAUAUCCAGUCAAUCUGAAUAUUAAAAUGUUCAUUGGGGUGUGUAGAAAUUUUAAGGCCCAAAACAUGCGUCUCUGGAUAUGACAAUUGUUUUACAACAUAAUGGCGUCAGUAAAUUGUGAGUUAACUGUUAAUCCAAUAUGGCCUACGUUGGCAGCCGCUGGACCAGAAAGCGCUAUUAACACACAUAAUAGUUUAUGACUUGCACGCAGAUCACUUAAACUUAGUACACAUUUAUUACCGCAAUUAUUUUAUACACUUUUGUGUUACUGCACUAUUGUUUGGCAGUAUUUGUAAUCCGGCAAAGCAUAACUGGCGUGUGAGGCAGCAUCUCACACAGGGCUGGUCCAAACGACUCUAUGGCAAUGUUCCAAAUCACAUGUUGGCAUUGCCAGAGACACAAACGGUUUAUAAUUACCUAAACCCUAAACAUGUAAUUAUAUAAUUUGGUCUCACUGACAUAAAAUAUACAUAAAAUAAGGUCCAAAACAAAAUAAUGUUCAAAAUGAAUGUGUACAAUUCAUGUAAACCAACAAUAUAGUUUAUUUGGGUAGCUGGGCAACUGUAAAUAAACAUGAUGAAUACUGUUUACAGUACCCUGAACUAGUGUAUCAGUACAACGUAUUCCUGAAACUUGAGUUCUAUAUAACUUAAAAAAUUCUUCCCUACCUACUUUUUAUGUUGUCAGAUAUGGAAAAUAGUAUUAAUUCCCGGCUUUGUGAUUUUUACAUACUUGGUCAUUAAAUGCAGAGUAAAUAAGCUAACAUUAACUCAGUUUUAAAAAUGAUUUGAGAAUAUUUAUGAAUCAUUCCAUCACUAAGUUUUAUAGCUUUAAUUAAUAAUUUGUAUGUGAUUUCUUUAAAUGGAUUACUUGACUAACCUUACAAUUUUUUUUUUUUGUGAUGAGUAGGUAACGCUAGUUUAUAUUGCAGCUUUAGUAAAAAAAUUUCUUGUGCAAUUUGAAGGGCUAUAGAAAGAAAACUAUUUCAUGACACUAGGUAUAAUUUUGUUUUAUAAGUUUAAUACAUAUGUAUACUGAAUAAAAAAUAAAAAAUUAAUUUUAAGAAUGUUUCCACUGGGUGUGCUUGUGUUACACUCUUAGUAAAUGAAUAGUUUCCAUGCACAUUGUAUCAAUAUGGUUGUGUAUUUUGUUGAUACCUCUUUUCUUGAGAAACCAGAUAACUGUGAUAGUUUAUCUCUUUUUACUGUACUCAUUUUGUUAAGUUUGACAUUUUGUAGUCCUGAAAGUUAUUGUUAGCUUUGGAUAAGAAUUCUGACCAUUGUGUGUUGUAUUUGUAUAAAAUAAUUGUUAAUAAAUUAUGUUAAUUUAUAAUUUAUAAUUUAUAUUUCUUUACCAUGCUAUUUUUUAUUUAUUCUCGCAAAUGAUUACGUAUAUUGAAUACAUAAAAAUAAAAAUAAAAAUAAAAAUUGUGUCCUAGAAUUGCUGGCUAUGCAUGGACUUACCUGUGCCCUUACAAAUUCCACAUCGAGGAAAAGGGGCCGUAUCGUGAGCACCGAAGGUUGUCAGCCAGUGCCAGACCAGCAAAACUGUCACCAACACCACAAACAGCUUCAGCAGCUCAUGGGUCUCCACAGUUGACCGCAGCUUCAUCCAAACUGCGCCACUGUCCCCACCCCCUUGAUUAAACUUCUGACACCAAAGCACAAAUUUUGAUGGACGGAGGCCGCUGAGUGAGCCCUCGUCAGUGUCAAGUGGUUGUUCCGCGAAUGUCACAUCCUCUCCAGCCCAAAUCCUGACAAGCACAUCUUCAUAC
Messenger RNA from Bacillus rossius redtenbacheri, 18698 nucleotides. It is a transcript of the gene tweek, whose product is annotated as bridge-like lipid transfer protein family member 1. Gene Ontology annotation, biological process: synaptic vesicle endocytosis. The record is from RefSeq and is a predicted model, not a curated record. Bases 181 to 15330 code for a protein of 5049 amino acids. The transcript is spliced from 86 exons. NCBI's taxonomy places the organism in Eukaryota, Metazoa, Arthropoda, Insecta, Phasmatodea, Bacillidae.